AUGGGACAUUUGAAGAAACCUGAGAACAUUCAGGCAAGCGAAUGCCGCAAAGAAAAUGCAGACCAGCCAUGCCUCUGGGAUGAGCAGUGCCCCGGGCUUGGCUGCAGCGCUUUAGGAGUGGCGAACUGCCGGUAUUGUGGGUUCGGAGAAUAUGCGCCUUGCCCUCUUCACCAUGGAGCCAGCAGGCCCCGGCCGCCCCCGAUCUCCUCCUGUAGCCCUCUGGGCACCUAUACUUGUGGCAGAACUUGCUUCAACAUGGAUGCAGGAGCAGAAACAAAUAUCAUUACCAGACAAAUUGGGACUCCCUAUUUCGAGAACCGUGUGACUGCUGGAAAUGGCUUUGAGGAAACGCAGCAAUGUUCCCAAAUCCAGGGGAUUGGUGGAACGAACAUGUACUCCUGCGUUACCAACUGGCGGCGCGAGCAUACUCUGAAGAUAGCGCGCUUCCUGCAGCAGAUCACAUUCAAUGCGAACUGUAGAUUCUUCGUGAAAAAGGUCUGGCGUAUGUCGCCUCAGCCGGUCUCCACAUGCACGGUUAGAUGCACAGCGCUGAUUUAG
This is a messenger RNA of Symbiodinium pilosum, 558 nucleotides long. Lineage: Eukaryota; Dinophyceae; Suessiales; Symbiodiniaceae. The record is from the annotation of a GenBank genome assembly.